GCGCUUCCGGUGACAACAAACUCUUAUCUGUAAAUUAGCCUCACCGUUUGUCAUGAUAAACCGCAAUUAUUCUUUUAACAAACGUAGAUUGUCAAGAACGAGGAUGUACAAAAUAAGUUACGCUUGAGUGCUGCGCGACAUCAUUCGUAAAACAAAUUCAUCUUAUGUUUUCAAAUAACACACCUUUUAUUUCAUUUAUACAUGGACCUUAAACGUGCUUUUUUGGAACAGGGAGUUGUGGACAUUUGCCGCUUCUGAAGGAAAAACAAGAAGAAAGUAAGAACAUGAUUAUCCUUCAUUGGAUCCUCAGGGGUCUCUGUCUAGCAGUAUUAUAUACCGAGAACGAUGGAUAUCGACAACUUAUCAUUCCUGGUACUACUGUCGCCAGCCAAAGUUCAACAUUUGGCAGUUACAAUGCGUCACUGACAAUAGACGGAAAGCCCACCCUUCUUUCGAUGUCUAGCGGGUCAUGUUCUCACACAGGUGGAGGAAGAAGGAGCGCCUGGCUUCAGAUUAAUUUACGGAGGGUGUAUAACAUUAAAACCAUCAAGUUCUGGUAUCGUAAUGAUCGAGGCAGUGGAUUGAUAAGCACCAUAAGGCUACAUAAAUAUUUGCUUCGUUAUUCUAAUGGACAAGAAUGGAAGACAUGUUACACAGAUUCUACUCCUUAUAAUAAACCAAUACCUAUGCCUUCCUCAAUCGAAUGCCAUCAACAGACUCAGUAUAUAUCGUUUAACACAAAUUCUCCUAGUCCUUGGGACCAAUCUCAAGUCUUUUUGGAAAUCUGCGAGGUGGAAGUUUAUGGCUGUGGCAUUAACCAAUAUGGUGAGAACUGCACGGAAUGUGUAGAAAAUUGCGCGAGAUGUCACGUAGUAAAUGGAUGUGUCGAGUGUCAAUCAAGAUUCACUGGGCGGGACUGUAAGGAAUGUGUACCAGGCUAUACCGGGGACAAAUGUGAUACCCCUUGCACAAGCGGAUGGUAUGGUUCCGACUGUUUGUUCAAAUGUAGCGGUAACUGUGUGAAUAACGAGGACUGUGACCACGUGGACGGGGCCUGUGUCAACGGUUGUCAACCAGGAUACAUAGGAAGCUCCUGUUCACAAAUAUGCGAGUAUGGUUGGUACGGCCUCAGUUGUCAAAACCAGUGUAGUGGGCACUGCUUCGAGAACCAGACUUGUGACAAUGCAAAUGGACGAUGCCGAGAUGGUUGCGCAAAAGGUUGGGAAGGUUCCCUAUGUUUUAAAGCUUGCAGCGACGGCGCAUACGGAGAUAAUUGCAAGUACAAUUGCAGUGGACACUGUUAUCAGAAUGUAUCGUGUGAUAGGUUUGAUGGGAUGUGUCCGACUGGAUGUGACGUGGGAUGGUCUCGGUCAAGAUGCAAUGAAACUUGUGCGCUUGGGACUUAUGGCCACGAGUGCAACAAAACUUGCAACACGUGUAUCGGCAUGACAUGUAAUCACGUCACUGGGUCAUGUGACCACGGCUGUCUUGAUGGUUGGACUGGAGCCACGUGUGACCUAGUUUGUCCUCUCGGCUACUUUGGAUCGAACUGUUCACAAGAAUGUGGAAACUGUGAAAACGAUACUUGUCAUCACGUGACUGGAUCUUGUCAAGGAAUUUGUAAGGAAGGAUGGAAGGGUGAUGGCUGUGUGGAGGCAUUGAUUUCAAUAUCGCAAAACCCCGUGGAGAGUUCUAUGAGUAUGCCUGUGAUAGUUGGGUCUGGAGUAGGGGCAUUGGUGGUUGUUGUGCUAAUCGUUUUGCUCUUAUUGAUCAGGAUUCGACAGAAAAAAGUACAGACCACUUACGACAGCCAAGACGUCCAUGACCUGAAAGAGCAAAAACACGUGUACUCUAGCAUUGAUACACUGAAUCGAACAGAAGAUUCACCAGAAACCGUGGACAACAUGGAGUCUACAUAUUACAAUGUUGGUGACACCGCCUUCAGUAAAGUGGAGUCCCCCAGUGAUAUCAAAAUAGGCGAGCUGGCGAGUGUAAUAGCAUCAAAAAGGAAAAAUAAUUGUCAAGAAUUUCACAAAGAAUAUAAGUCUAUUUCAUAUGGUGAAGAGCCUGGCAUCCCGUGUACAAUCGGAAAACUGCCAGGAAACAUACCAAAGAAUAGAUUUAAAACGACAUUUCCUUAUGACCAUUCCCGGGUAAUUCUGAAGGGUGUACAGAAUGAUUACAUCAACGCCAACUACAUUCAGGAUAUGAAAGGAGAACAAAUUUACAUCGCCUCACAAGGACCUAAACCCAACACGGUGCCUGACCACUGGGUAAUGAUCUGGCAAGACAACGUCUCCGUCAUUGUUAUGCUAACUAACCUAAUUGAAGGCAUAAAGAAAAAAUGUGAAAAGUAUUGGCCUGACCUUGAACUGGAGAUGACUUCCGGGAAGAUCACAAUCCAACUUCUUCAAGAGAAGCAAUAUGCAUUCUAUGUUGUACGAAUGUUGAAAAUUACUAAUACACAGACAAGAACAACCCGUACAGUGACCCAGUUUCAUUACACUCAGUGGCCUGACCACGGUGUUCCUGAUCCAUUCAGCCUGGUUAUAUUCCAAAGACAUGUGAGACGGAUUCAAGACAAAUACAAAAACAGUCCGCUUCUUGUACACUGCAGUGCCGGGAUCGGCAGGACGGGAACAUUCCUUGCAUUAGACGCUCUACAUCAGCACGGAGUGGAGACAGGAACAGUCAAUGUAAAGAGAUACGUCGAAAUCAUGAGAAAGAACAGAAUGAGCAUGGUGCAAAAUGCGGAGCAGUAUAUUGAACUCUACAAUGCUCUGCUGGAGUCCUUCUGUAGUAGAAGUUCGGUAGUAUCCAGGGACACUUUUAUGAAUGAUGUUCAAACAUUACAAAACUCUCAGGCUUCUUUACCAAACUGGAUAGAGAUACAGUUCAAGGAACUUCAAACAACUAGAAAGAUACCCAGUGUUGAUGAUAUGAAAGAAGGGAAGAUUCAUAAAGAACUCAAUAAGACAAGAAACAUUUUACCAGUUGAUAAAUAUCGAGCGGUCCUUACUUCAAGGGUAGAGGGAAGGAGCAAUUACUACAAUGCUGUAUUCUUAUCGACGUUCAUGGAUCGGGAUAUGCUGAUUGCUGCACAGUACCCUCUUCCUGGAAACUCCAUCGACUUAUUUCGUCUUCUUCUUGAUCAUGAAUCUGAUAUCGUGGUGUUUGUAAACCGGUUGGUUGAUAUACCCUCGUCCAGUGAGUGGAUCAACAAGAAGAAGACAGCAAUACCUCCGUAUGAAAUAAGUGUAGACGAGACAACAAAAUCUCACAACAUUAGCCAACACGAGAUAAGGAUUUAUCACGUAGAGCAAGAGUUUUGGCACAAAGUCCAUAUUUACGAAAUGAUGUCUUGGGAAAUGAAUGCUUCAUUACCUUCUGACGUCAACAGUAUUUCUGAGGUCAUCAGGAAUAUUAGAGUGGAAGUAGCUAGCCGCAACAGCAGAAGACCUAUCACGAUUUUAUCGAAGGACGGAGUAACUGGCUGUGGUGUGUUUUGUGCUGUUUAUAAUGCCUUACAACAACUACACGGAGAUGAUGAAGUAGACAUGCCAACCAUCGUUAGACAGCUGCAGAUACGGCGACCAGAAAUGAUAUCUACUGUGGAGGAAUAUCGGAUAUGCUACGAGGCCACCUUUAAUGCGUUAUCCGGGAUGUCCACAGAGGUUUAUAGCAACACAGAAUCUGUUUACGCAAAUACAUAGGUGGUAGUAUCAGAAAUUGUUCUUUGGUAUGUUACAAGAAGGUGGAUCGAUUGUAGAUGCGUGUGACGUUUUCGUACGAUGGUAUACUGCAUUUGACCUCCGCUGAAUUUCAGGAAUAUUCAUCUUAAAUCAAGGAUUUUGCAGGAGGCUUGUGAUUGACCAUGGAUGUGUAACAGUUACCCAUUGGACAAGCCUCCACGUUGGCCUGAGGUAGCCCCAUACUCAUGUGAUGUCAUGGAAUUUUGCCAAAUAUUUAUUUUAUCAAAAUUUGUAUGUUAGAGGAAUUUUAUUUACUGGGUAUGAUAAAAAAUGUGGUGAACUAUUUGAUAUUGAAAGGGUUUAUUUUCUACAAAAAAAUCAAUUAUGUAAGCUACAAAAAUGUUAUCAAGGGUGAUAACUCCUAUGCUGGUAUUUCUCUUUUGUAUCAAAUAAUUAUUUUUUUUAUUGAACGAUGUUGUCUCAUAACUGCAACGAUGUGUACAUACAAAUUAAAUAACGUGCGUUAGCACUUAUAUGGCAAUAUCAUCAUAACUUUCUAAUGCUUUAACAAAAUUAGAAACUUAAUGCAAAUAUAAUACAAUGAUUUCUUUGAUAUCUACAAUUAGUUUAUAUACUUUUAUAAAGUAACAGUUUUUUUGAAACUGUUGAAAUUAAGAUUUUGUCAUUUAUUAUGCUGUUUCAUAAAAAUAUUGAUAUAAA
Molecule: messenger RNA, 4412 nt
Organism: Ostrea edulis (European flat oyster)
Lineage: Eukaryota; Metazoa; Mollusca; Bivalvia; Ostreida; Ostreidae
Product: receptor-type tyrosine-protein phosphatase epsilon-like
Exons: 28
Coding region: 285-3713 (1142 amino acids)
Biological process (GO): protein dephosphorylation
Molecular function (GO): protein tyrosine phosphatase activity
Source: RefSeq, a predicted model, not a curated record